AGGUGUGGCUAUGGACCAUUUUUUUUUAAAAGGGUGCAGUGAGGAUCUCUGCACAGUACUGGAUAUGAAAACAAACGCUACUGCUGAAUAAAUGUCUCCUUAAGCACUGGAUACUUAAGCAGAUUUUAACUUCACUACAGUAAUGUCUUCACAUCCUCAAAGAUCCCAACCUCAAAGGCACAGUGAUCACAUGACUACCAACCCACAGCAGCUCUCGGGAAAAAGAUAUGCUGUUGUACCUCCAGGACUGGAGGGUCUUAUAGAGGCAGAAGAGCUUAUUUUAAAGAAAAAAGUUUUUCAGACCAGAGGAGGACAGCAGCUCUUCUUCGUAAGUCAAGUAUCUGAAUGUUGUGGACCUUCUCUAAACUUAUAUCUGAGAAACUUUCAAAAGAGGAAUGUUAUCAAAAUCCAUUUGACAUCAUCUGGAAACUGUUGUGGAGGUUAUUCACAUGUGCAGGUUGAUGCUCCACAAGGACAUCCUAUUGGCUUUGUUAAAUCAUGCUAUUCUACAGGCAUACCAAAGUUCUCUAUCCACAAUGAAAAUAAUCAGCCCAUAUUCACUGUUGUCUGUGAGGACCCAAUAGAGGUAAUUAGUGUAACUGAGGGUGUACGUGUGGCCUGGAUAAAGAAAGAAAAAUCAUUUUCAUCUACUAAAGUCAUCUUCCACUUUCCAAUGGACAUGGAGGCCCAGAUGAAAGCUGUAAUUUUAGGAGCCUUCCUCUAUUUGAAUUUCCAACUCCAAAGAAACACAUCUUCAGACAGUGGCUUGGAGUGGGCUGAUAAUGAUAUUAUUUCUUGGGAUGUUGGAGGUGGUGGAUCUGACUGGGGUGGAGAUGCCGGUGACUAUGGGGGUGGUGGAGGUGACUGUGGGGGUAGCGGAGGUGACUGUGGAGGUGGUGGGGGUGACUGUGGGGGUGGUGGAGGUGACGGUGGGUGUGGUGGAGACUGAGGGGGGUUGAUUGUUAGGGAGGUUAUAACAACUAAAUUUAACUGCAGGUUAGUGGAUCUCACUAUGUGGGUGAUUAAUCAGAAUGUGGGUAAGAGUAAAAAUAAUAUAUAUA
This is a messenger RNA of Bombina bombina (fire-bellied toad), 1061 nucleotides long. Its product is annotated as phospholipid scramblase 1. The record is from RefSeq and is a predicted model, not a curated record. Bases 143 to 949 code for a protein of 268 amino acids. The transcript has 8 exons. Gene Ontology annotation, biological process: plasma membrane phospholipid scrambling. Gene Ontology annotation, cellular component: plasma membrane. Lineage: Eukaryota; Metazoa; Chordata; Amphibia; Anura; Bombinatoridae. Gene Ontology annotation, molecular function: phospholipid scramblase activity.